Molecule: messenger RNA, 1468 nt
Organism: Seminavis robusta
Lineage: Eukaryota; Bacillariophyta; Bacillariophyceae; Naviculales; Naviculaceae
Source: the annotation of a GenBank genome assembly
AAACAGAGACGACCCAGAGGGCAUAUGAAUCCUUGGUGUUAAGAUAUUGAAGACGCUGUGACAUCCUUUUAAAAAACAAAGCCGAAUUGAACUAUUGCAGUACUACCUGGUAAUAACUAACGGUGAAGGAACGAACGCCAUGGUGGAGAUUGGAACGCCGCUGUCGAUUUGGAUUCAGCUGGGGAACUUGUGCUUUUUGAUGGUAGGCCUGUUUUCCGACUUGCUCUGGAUUCGGACCUUUUUGUGCUUUGCAUACAUCUUUUUUUGGCUCAAUGCCUGCGUCGGAGGUCCCUUGUGGCCCGACGUGAGCAACCCAGGAACCUUUCGAUUGGAUGGCUUUCUAUGGGCCACGGUCAAUCUGUACAAUCAUGGCUCUGGGUUGAUACGAUUGUUCUUGGACGAAAUGCCCGUCAAGUUUGCGAGUGAGGAAGAAGAAGCGCUCUGGAGGUCCUUUUAUCGCAGAGGAGGCGCCUCCAAAAAGGUCUUUCAGACGACGGUGGCAAAACACAUGACGGUGAAGCGAUACGGCAAGGGGGAAGUGUUGCCUGAUUCGGAACAGUUCUUGCACAUUCUCUAUUCUGGAAAUUGCCAACUACAACUGCUAAAACAAGACAAAAGUGAUGAUGAGGUGGUGCAGCAUGAGCGCAUUGUCAUCUCGGGACGCGUGUUUCAUUUCAAGCACUUGAAGCUCUUGGACACUACGCUCGAUCAACUGGUUCUCAAAGUCAAAGCCUUGACCGACAAUGUGAUUGUCUUUGAGUUCCCAGCAAAGCUCAUGCCCGAUAUCGUAUCCGAAAAUCCUUCCAUUCACAAUGCCUGGCAACUACUGAUGAUGGAUACCGUGAGUCAACUCGCAGACGCACAUGUCCACGGCACCAACAAGUCAUUGCCCUUGGAGCACAACCGCAUGGUACCCACUUCCUUGUUGGAGGACUAUAUCGAUCCAAGAUUCUUGCCCUUGGCGGACUGGGAACAACCUCCUGCCGUCUUGGCGGGAUUCGGACGGGUCCUCGAACAUAUUUGGCAGAAUUACAAGUAUUCCAUGAAUCGCUUCUUCACACCUCCGUGGCCCAUGAUGAUUCAUCCCAUCGGACUACGACACCAAAUGAUGCCGGCUCCACCGCCACCGCCGCCGCCCGAUGCGGAUGUCGAGGAGGACUCGGUUGCUUCCAAACAAUUGGCAUCCAGUAUCCGUAGCGCCUUUGUGGCGGAUGCCUAAUAAAGAAAAAGCAGGUACCGUUUCAACAAACCCAGCAAGCAUGCUGUGAGAGAUGACUUGUCAAGGGUUAAAACGGACAACUUUAGCAACCAAUCUAUACAGGAACGUACAGGGAGAACCACUCCAGAACGACUAGGCAAAAUGCAAGGCAUCCUUCAGAGGUGAGGACUCAGCUGCUGGCUUCUAAAUUUUCUACUACAUAAACUGUGUCUAUUUGUAACAAGUAGCGAAUACUACCGAAGAUUUGUA